AUGAGGGAAGCCUGCGGCGGGUUUCACGUGUGUUUCCGCCGCGCAAUAAAAGCCCCGCAGGUCCUCUGCGUCACUCACCCACUACGGGCUUGUGCUGCACCCCACACACAGGCACAGGGUGCCACAAUUUGGCGUUCUUCUCUCCCGUCCACACGGCCGUGUCCACAGCUUCACAUGUUUUUUUACCUCCAACUGCUGCAACCUUCUCAGCCCCUCUCGCAGACGCGCAAGGCAGCACCUGAUUCCCCCACAGACAACGAGCCCAGACGGAGGAAGUGCGGCUUGGCACGAAUGCAAACGGCAGACACCACCACAAGCGGAGAACGAGUGUGCAAUCGGGAAAUACGGCGGCGCAGGGAUCACCCAUCCCCCCACAGAGCUCACCAGCUUUAG
Messenger RNA from Trypanosoma grayi, 393 nucleotides. RefSeq lists its product as hypothetical. Bases 1 to 393 code for a protein of 130 amino acids. The record is from RefSeq and is a predicted model, not a curated record. The transcript has a single exon. NCBI's taxonomy places the organism in Eukaryota, Euglenozoa, Kinetoplastea, Trypanosomatida, Trypanosomatidae.